Messenger RNA from Anastrepha obliqua, 3206 nucleotides. Its product is annotated as protein spartin. Gene Ontology annotation, cellular component: plasma membrane. Gene Ontology annotation, biological process: negative regulation of BMP signaling pathway; cell division. Bases 439 to 2235 code for a protein of 598 amino acids. The transcript has 5 exons. The record is from RefSeq and is a predicted model, not a curated record. NCBI's taxonomy places the organism in Eukaryota, Metazoa, Arthropoda, Insecta, Diptera, Tephritidae.
CCAUGAAAUUGUGUACGACCUGUGAAAACCUCAAAUUACGCCUCUGAUUUUUACCUGAAAUAAUUUAAGUCUGGCCACACUACUUAAAAACAGCUGAGUACAAGUGAAACAGGCGAAUGAUGAAGACAAAACAAGUGAUAAUACCGCAAGCUGAUACGGUCGGCUUAUUCAGGAGAAACAUUUAAUUAAUCUAUUUGUUGUAUCUUAACCAUUUAAAAUAUGGUGUACGCAGUGAAGUGAUAAACCAUGUAAUUUUAAAAAGAAAAACAAGUGAAGAUAUAUCAGUUUACAACUACAACGUAGCAGCACAAAUUGCAAGGAACAAAAGAAAUAGAGGCAAGAGAAAUACAAGAAGCCUGCUGCAGGAAAUUUUCAAAUGAAACAGAUUCAAGAAAAGAAAGAAAUUGUUCCAAGCUGCACCAGAUCUUGCUGUUCAUCAUGUCUACGGAGGAUGAAUUUCUCGGCGCCUAUGAGCGCAUUAAGGCCUCUAACAAGCGCAUCCUCGCCUGCAUUGAUGAGUCCAUUAGCCAUGAAGAGCACAAACGACCUUUGGAGGCCAUUGCUGGUUAUGAGAAUUGCUUACAAAAAAUCGACGAAACGUUCACAAUCUCCGUAGGGCUGCCGGAUAAUAUUGACGCAGUGGCGGCAGAGUGGAGUGAUGCUUGUACAAUAGUGCAGAAAUUAAAGGGUGCCAAAGUAGAAGUGAGCUAUCGUUUGAAGGUUUUGCGUGCUCAACAUGCACCUGUCGAUAGUGCUGCCGUAGAGGCAAAGGAGGAGGAUGAAGAGAGUGGAGCGAUAGCUGAUGUUCGAACUGGAGAAAAUAAUCCAAAUGCUGGUCCAUCACCCAAAAAAAAAUCUCUUUUACUUGAAAAUCCAGUAAUCCAUGAAUGUGCCAGCGGACCAGGCACAACGGCCAGUGCAACGGCGUAUUACUGCAAAGUUUUGGCCGAUUUGCGCCGCGUAAUCGCCGAUCCUGUGGGCAUGGGUAUACUCUUUGACACACUCUUUCACUCGCACGCAAAGUUGUAUAAGAUUCAGCCUGAUGGUGUGGUGGUCACUAUGGGUGAAACCUCCAUGUCUUUGGUUAUGUGCACCACUCCCAGCGACGAACAAUGGAGGCAUUUGAAUGGUAUCUCAUUUAUACAAUGCACAAUUCAAACAGUUCAUUCUGCAGCCAACAACGACAUCGAACAAAUUCGCGUAGCGACAAAGGAGACGCCACAAAUGGUUUGGCUCUACGCCCUACUGCCGACGAUCACUACUUGUUAUCGAACCACUUACGGCGCUUUCAUUUUGCCCGACUUGGAAAUCGAUGAGCCCGGGCAUGCUUUUGGGCUAAUGCUAAUCGAAGGCGACUGUGCCGUUGACGGCGCUGAGCAAGCGGCUGUACAGCCAGAGGAACCAGAAGAACUUAGCGACUUGCAUCAAUUCUUCUUGGAUCUACUCGAGGCGGUACUCUCUGGCCGUAUUGAGCUUUUGCAACAACCAAUAGUGGGGUCGCGCGAGCCACGCGACACUAGCGAACAGGUUUCACGCCAUAUUGUUACGGCAGCCGAUUUCAUAGCGCGCAAUCUGGUGCGUGGUGCCGAAAAAACGGGUGAGUUAAUGGUGAAAAGCACGCCGUACAUCAUUUCGAAAAUGAAGCCAGCACCAGCAGAUGCGCCGCCAGUCUCGUCGACCGUGCAAACAUCGGUGACGGUGGCGCGUGAUGUGACGCAUGCGGCAGCGGGCGUCACUGGUUGGAUAGCCGGCAAAGUGGGCUCCGCCUCAAUAGCUAUCGGCCGCUACUUAGCGCCGCAUGUGCAGAACGCUGGUUCGACAUUGCUACAAAAGGGUUUUGGCUAUAACACUAACGAGGCGAAUAGCAAAAUGGAGGGUGCCUUGACGAUUGCUGCCGGUGCGGUGGAGGGCUUCAGUACUGUCUACAAUGGACUUGAGACAUCGGCAAAGAUAUUGGGUACGAAUUUGAGUGAGAAUUCGGUGAAGAUCAUUGAGCAUAAAUAUGGCUCUUCAGCAGGUGGAGUUGCAGCCGGUACCUUUGACACACUCGGCAACGCAUUCAAUGUCAGUCAAAAUGUUAACUACAUUACGCCAAAAGGUUUGGCAAAAAAAAUGGCCAAGAAUACGGGUAAAGCAGUCAUCGUUGAUUACAAAAAUAAAUUACGCAACGCUGAGACAAAUUUCGUGCCAGCGGGUGCGCUCUAUCCGGAUUUGCGUACCCUGAAGGAGAAGUAACCUUUGCAUUGGGUCGGGAUUUAACGACAAGUUUACAAAUUUGCCUAGGUUUUCUCUAUUGCUAUUGUAUUGUAAGGCCGAAUUUCAUAUUCUCUCAACUAAUUGAUAUUUUAGUAAGUAAUUCGCGAAACAUUCGAAUAUUUGUUAAUUAAUUUCAAAUGUGUUAGUUUAAGUUUAAAGGUUUUACUUUUCAUUGAUAUCGCGCAUAUACUCUCUUAUAUUUUUAUGCAUAUUUUCCCAAUCGCAAAACAUUCGAAUAUUAUUGACAAAUUUAAUAUGUAUGUGCAUAUGCAUGUAUGGAUAUUAAUUUUCUUAGAAAAAUAUUUUAAAUAAGCAAUUCAGUUGUUGUUGUAGCCGCGUGAGACAUUUCCUAGCAAAAGUUAUUCUAUAUUUUGGGAAAUGAUGUUAAAGUGGCGAAAAUAUAUGAUAAAUUUUGCAAGUGGUUAUUGCACUAAGUUGUUCAAGCACACAAUGAACGAGUUUCGUAACAUUGCCAAAAAGAAAAGCUUUUAUUAUUUUACAUUCUGUAAUACUCCUGUAAUUGAUAGUACUUUAAAUAUAUAUACAAGCCUGAAAAAAAAUUAUUUUGGACUGAAACAUAAGCAAUUUUUUUUCGAAGAUCUUCGCCGAGAAUAAAAAUCCUUGUCACGGGUGAGUAAAGGGUUUUUCUCAACUAGCCGCUAACUUUACAGACCACUUUAUAGUAUAGUGACGGUAAACAUAUUUUCGUUAUCUCAAGCGCUUAUGUGAGGUACGUAAUAAAAGCAGUAGUAUUGCAACCCUUAUAAACGUUACAAAUGUUAAGGGGUUACAUGGGUUUCGUUGGUUAAAAAAAUCGAUUAAUUUUUUUUCUGGCUUAUUAAUUUCUAAAAUAUCUCAGGAAUAUUAUCCUAAAUUUUCAAGUCGAUCCGAAUAAUAAAUACAGCCUUUGGAAUGUGUGCGCUCCAAGCCACUUUUAUUGUUACUCAAAA